AUGAGAAUGGGCGUGCGGGAAGGCAAUCGAUUGUUGGGUGCACCCCCACACCACGUUCACCAUGGCAACGCUCCUAGGGAGCUGCGUCUGCGUAGGAUCCGCCUGUCUGUCCACGCGCUUUCCCCUAUCCUAAGACAUCAGCGUCGACAUUGGGGGCACACAAGUGAUACCACCAACACCAGCUACACAAGUAGCAGUGGACGCCGGCACUUUGCUUUCUUCAAUAACCACAACAAACUUUACUUUAAUAGAGUAGCAUUUUCAAUGGAGUCAUUCAAAAUUAGUGACGAUCAAGUUAGAGUUGCCACUGAAACUUUCAAGAAGUUUGACAAGCGUGGCCAAGACAAAAUCAGCACGAACGACCUUGGCCCAGCUUUUUCUGCCCUCAAGGUCUCAAUCAAACCUGAUCUUUUAAAGGAAUGGGCCGAUGAAGUCGAUGACGACGCCACCGGAUUUAUUGAUCUUACUGGAUUCCUCUUGGUCUAUGGCAAGAUCCUCCAAAACGAACAGGAUGAAGAGGAUCUUCGACAGGCUUUCCGUGUCCUCGACAAAAACCGCAGGGGUGAAAUCGAUGUUGAUGACCUCCGAUGGAUUUUAAAGGAACUUGGCGAUGAUCUUUCCGAGGAAGAAAUAGAUGAAAUGAUUCGUGAUACUGAUCGCGAUGGUUCUGGCUUUGUGGAUUUCGAUGAAUUCAAGAAGCUGAUGACAUCGGAGUAG
Molecule: messenger RNA, 717 nt
Organism: Rodentolepis nana
Lineage: Eukaryota; Metazoa; Platyhelminthes; Cestoda; Cyclophyllidea; Hymenolepididae
Source: the annotation of a GenBank genome assembly